Messenger RNA from Ostrea edulis (European flat oyster), 924 nucleotides. RefSeq lists its product as uncharacterized. The coding region runs from base 393 to 839 and encodes 148 amino acids. Lineage: Eukaryota; Metazoa; Mollusca; Bivalvia; Ostreida; Ostreidae. The transcript is spliced from 6 exons. The record is from RefSeq and is a predicted model, not a curated record.
AGUCACCCCAGAGGUACUAUGUGUUUGAAUAUAUUAUCACUUCGAAUAUUUAUGUUAAUAUUUACAUUCUAUUUCAGACAGCUUUUCUUUUUUUAUUUACUUAAAAUAUACAUAAUAUUUCAUUAAAUUCAGAUACAUAUUGAACAGUUGCAAGAUGCGAUAAAACUUUAAAUAUUGUAUUGCAGAAAAAGAAUUCUUUUAAGAUACGUUGCAAUUUAUAAUGCAGAACAUCCUUUCAAUAUUCUUGAUACAUGUAUGAAAUAUUAUAUUUUUCUGAAAAGGAAGAUAAGUCUCUAUUGGAUGUUUAUCUGCAAUGCGUUCGUCAUAAUAUUAAUAUUUUUUUCAAAUAUCGAUGAGUGGUACAACAGUAGUAAUACAUUUCUUUGUUUUAGAUGAAGUUGUUCUUCCUCACCGUAACAAUCUUCUGCCUCUGUGAACUAUUUCCCCAGUCGGAGGCUGUUUCCUCUCAUUGUGGUUAUCAUGCUUUGAAUCACUACUACACCACGCGUUGUAACUCUACGUACUGCACUAAGUACUACAAAGUCAAAUACGGAUACUGCUCAUCUUCUGGGUAUCUACAAUAUGAGGUGAACGUGUACUAUAAUGGUAGACAGCUUUAUUAUUACAUCACAUAUUACAGAAAUGGCAAGAGAGCACUAGACGCAGGAAAAGAAGCCCUGGAAAAAAUCAAAAUAGCGAGAAGAAGCACCAACGAGAAGAAAUCUGUGAAAACAGUGCAGGCUGAAGAGUAUGGCACCAUAUUGCAAAAACUUGGUGGUAAAGUCGUUCGCAGUGGCGCAAAAAGUCUCAAAGGCUUAACCACUGAUAUUGAUCAAUAAAACCAGGCACAGAAACAAGAUUAUUGAACAGUGUGUUCUUUCCUAGUUAUUCCUUUUAAUGAAAUAAACAAUUGCAAAUUAUGAA